AUGUCGGUUGUAUUGUUAAUAACAUUUAAUAUUUUCGCACUGGUAUUUGUCUUAUUUGAUAUGACCGUUUGGAUAACAUCAUUUGGCAUUCGAAUUGCACGAUAUUAUUUAUGUGAUUCGAUAAUGUUGUAUAAAUUAACAUUGCAUGCAACGCAGUUGUUUAUUUGUUUGGCAUUGUUACGAGAGAAAUUUAAAUGUGUUAAUCUAUUGUUACCGUUGGCGGCAAAAGAUCAGUAUUAUGAUGUACAAACGAUUGUGGAUAUUAAAUGUGGUAGAGAUGUCAAACCAUCAACUGUAACAGAUAAUAAUGGAACAGAUAAAAUGAAAAAACCUCCAACAGUCUUUGUAAUGAUGACACAAAGUGUUUAUUGUGGAGUAGUAUUUGGCAUUGGUUUACAAAAAACUUUAAAUACCAAUUUUGAUUCGGAUCUUGUAAUUGCUGUAAUGGUGUGUUGGACAUUUUAUUCAUUGAUUUUGGUCGUUUUGUUGACCAGUCUGUGUGACUUUACAAUGAAUGCAGCCAAUGAUGCAGGAAUUAUUGCCCAUAAGAUUUUAUUAGAAGAUGGUCUGAAUGAACAAACAACUACUGAACUAAUUCGUAUGGCUGCACAAAUUCAGCAACAAAAUUUAAAAUUCACUGCUUCAGGUUUAUUUGGUGUCAAUUUAACAACAUUGUUGCAGCUAUUAGGUGCUGUAUCAUCAUAUAUUAUUGUAGCAUUCCAAUUUGAAGGCAUGACACCAAGUGAAGUACCAUCCCCAGCGGCAAUGUUUAACGGUACAAUAUUUGAUAACCUGAUUAAGAUAUAG
Molecule: messenger RNA, 807 nt
Organism: Chrysoperla carnea
Lineage: Eukaryota; Metazoa; Arthropoda; Insecta; Neuroptera; Chrysopidae
Exons: 3
Coding region: 1-807 (268 amino acids)
Biological process (GO): sensory perception of taste
Cellular component (GO): axon; neuronal cell body; membrane
Source: RefSeq, a predicted model, not a curated record